AUGCGCUGCGUCUGCUGCGAGUGGAGACGAGUAACCGAAGAAGCAAAGAAGCUUCAUCCAGAGUGGCGAUCUACAGUUUUGGGCCCAUCGGGCAAUGGCCUAGAGAGUCUCGAACUGCUGCGAAGUAACCACUUGGAAUGGGCCGACACACGCUUUACACCGGACUUGGUGCUGCUCUCGGCUGCUAGUAAAGACCCCAGUCCGUGGCAUAGCGGCGGCUAUUGGGAGGAGGCCGCUGCUGCAAUUGAGGAGGCGAGACUGCUGCCUCCAACGUGUACAAUCAUCAUGAUGUUCAGUAUGAAUGCAGUGUUGGGGACAAGUGAGAGUGACGAGGGAGAAGGCAGUUCCAGCGCCGUGACGCUGUCGAUUUCAGUGGCUCAUUUACCCGACACGACCCUGGCGAUGGCGGAGCUCGAGAGGAAAGAGUUGAGAAGGUCUCAACGAGGCGAGGAGCUCGACAACCCUUUUCCUGUAUUGGAAGAGAACGAUACGCCGUCUUUCAUGUUGUUCGGCGUGAACGAAAAGAGUGCUGGUCAACUCGUGCAGGUUCUGGGGGAUUGGUAUCCUCAGGCCACAGUUGUGGGCGCAGUGUCGCCGCUAAUUGAUCGCUGUGUCCCUCUAGCAACAUACAGCGGAGUGGAACCACACCAGCGUCGACGGCGUCCACGAGGUCACGUCGUGUACCCUACGACGAUGCUACUGCGUCUCCACGGCAACGUCGGCAUGAAGUCGUUCUCCUCUUGCGGCUACUACCCGAUCACGCCUGUGAUUCGCUGCGAACGUGCGGAUGUAGCGCAAGAACUGAGCCAAGUAGUGACGUACGAUCUCGUCUCGACGUCAGAAGGUUCGCACCGCAUCAUGGAGCUCAUCGACCCGUCCGAAAGGUUCGCUAUCGAACAAGAAGGCAGGACACUCAACGUCUUCUCAAGUGCCGACAUUUCAGCACUCGAGCAUCUUCUGGACUGUAACGCUAACCAGGACUCAUUAACUGUCCCGUAUUCAGCCCGUAUCGAUCGAUUCGAGUUCGUCUUCUGGCUGCAAGACCAGCUAAUGGCGCUACCCGGUCGCUGCUGGCAGGAAGGAGAGUACGGAAUCCUCGCUUCACAUCAAUCUACAAGGACGUCUCACGCACUCACAUCGGCGCUUCAAGGCACAAAGUCAAGCCUUAACCAGCCAGAAUUCGGAGCUUUUAUCGUCGCUGGAGCGUUGAAUGAGGUCGAGGACAUCGUGCACUCCCAACAGAUCUCCAAAGUCUUCACCGACGUCUUCCAGGAGCUCCCUGUAGGAGGCUGUAUCGCUAGCAGUAGUGUCGGACCUACAGCGUUCCCUGGAGGUGUCGAGUUACCUGUACGGACCACGGCACAAGUCCAGACUCACACGACAUGCGGCGCCAUCUUUUGCCAUAAAGUAGGAUAA
Molecule: messenger RNA, 1416 nt
Organism: Phytophthora infestans T30-4
Lineage: Eukaryota; Oomycota; Peronosporomycetes; Peronosporales; Peronosporaceae
Exons: 2
Coding region: 1-1416 (471 amino acids)
Source: RefSeq, a predicted model, not a curated record